Molecule: messenger RNA, 5438 nt
Organism: Alosa alosa (allis shad)
Lineage: Eukaryota; Metazoa; Chordata; Actinopteri; Clupeiformes; Clupeidae
Gene: flrt1b
Product: fibronectin leucine rich transmembrane protein 1b
Exons: 3
Coding region: 806-2950 (714 amino acids)
Molecular function (GO): protein binding
Source: RefSeq, a predicted model, not a curated record
UAUUGGCCAAGUGAAAACGGAAAAGCCUGCUUGUUGACAAGAGGGAGCGGGAGAGAAAAUUAGGCAGCCUGACCCCGCAAAAUGUCGACUGGAGGUUGAGAAUGGUCGCCUCAGCAACCAUACCCAUCCUCUGGAAACACAUCACCCGUAAAUUCACGACAACUAGUGCGCCAUUUCCAGGCAUCGGGCUUCGACGAGGCCAAACCAAUUACAGCACUCUGAGGAGACCCCUGCACACGGCAUGCUUGGAUGUGAAGCUGUGCCGCUGUAUCAAGAUGGUGGCUGCCCUGCCCAACUCAAGGCUUAGCAUUGGAAUUCCACUGGCAUUCCCGACUGGCAGUCUCCACGGUAUCAAUCCGAGGGCAAUUACUUUGAUUGGUUAAGACUGGAGCAACAGCACCUAUAGAUAUAUACAUACAUGCGUGUACUUAUAUGAAACUUUGCAGGGUGCCUCAGGCUGAAGCCAUGCGGGUUGUAGAGGCUCAACUUGCCACAAAUCUUUGGAGUAAGGGCUGCUUGCAUCAUCCUCGCCUGACAUCAAAAGGAAUAUAGAGCCUGAUGAGAGUCCGGUGCUGAAACGCAACCCUAAAACGGGUGGCCAUUUUGAUUUUUGGAAACACUGCUCCAAAGUGUUCUCAUGCAUAGAGGACUCAACACUCCAUCUGGGUAUUAAAGAGAUAACUUUUUUCUGGGAGUCCAAAACAGCCCUUCCGAAACCCUCUACUAAACUUCACCAAGGAGUCUCUGAGUCCAUCCGAGUUAUCUACAGUCAAGAGGAAGCAGCAGCCAAAUAACCGACAGAACUAUGGCUGCCGAGAGCCUCGUGGAGCUUCGCGAUUGGCUGUUCCUGAUUCUCUUGUGUCUGACAUUGUUAGUUGAGGUCUUGGAGUUUGCUGCGGCAACGGCGGCUGUUGCCGAGGCGGUUGCGCAGGACGGAGAGUUCCAGGGGGAGGUGCCGUGCCCCUCGGCCUGUCGCUGCGAUGACAGCUUUGUUUACUGCAAUGACCGAGGCCUGAGCAUCAUUCCGCCACUGCCUUUAACAGCCGCGGUGCUCUACCUUCAGAAUAACCGCAUUGAUAAUGCUGGAUUGCCGACAUCCCUAGAGCGACGAAUGACUGUACGAGUUAUUUACCUUUAUGACAAUGAACUGGAUGAUUUCCCAAAGCAUCUACCCCCAUCGCUUCGAGAACUACACCUGCAGGACAACAACAUACGAACGCUACCGCGUGCUGCCCUAGCUCGACUACCACUGCUUGAAAAAUUACACUUGGAUGACAACUCAGUAUCAACAGUGAGUAUAGAAGACAAAGCAUUUGCUAACAACCCACGAUUGCGACUCCUAUUCUUGUCACGCAACCAUUUAUCUAGUAUUCCUUCGGGUUUGCCAGCAUCUCUAGAGGAACUAAGGCUUGAUGACAAUCGCAUAUCAACUAUCCCCACCCACGCUUUCCGUGGACUGUCAUCCUUGAGGCGUCUCUUUCUGGACGGCAAUUUGUUGGCGAAUCAACGGAUUGCUGAUGAUACUUUUGCACGCCUCGCCAACCUGACCGAGCUCUCACUGGUCCGCAACUCCCUCCUGACGCCGCCGUUGAAUCUGCCCAGCUCCCACCUGCUCCGCCUCUACCUCCAGGACAACGCACUGGCACAUAUGCCCCGUGGGUCCCUGGACGGCAUGAAGAGGCUGCAGAAGCUUGACCUGUCAGGCAACAACCUCACCACCCUCCCCCGGGGCCUUUUCCGAGAUCUGGAUAGUCUGUCGCAGCUGCUGAUGCGUGGGAAUCCGUGGUACUGUGGCUGCAAUCUCCGCUGGCUGUACGACUGGCUCCACAUGCGAGGCGCAUCCGUGACGGUGAGGGGUUUAGCUUGCCACAGCCCCGAGCGAGUGCGAGGGCAAUCAUUAAAGGAGCUCACAAGUGAGAUGAAGUUAUGCGAGACGGCAGGGGAGGGUGGAGUGGUUGGAGGGGGCGGAGGCGGAGGAGGAGCAGCGGGCAAAGAGAAAAGUGGAGUUCUUCCAACGCAGGCAGCCCCCACAACCACACGCAUGCCCCAGGGGUCACUAUUCACUCUCCGGUCCAAACAUCCGGGCCACAUCCCCGACCUGGUGCAAGACCACCUUGGUGAAAGUGGAAACAGUGAGGCUGGUAAAACACUGCAAGUUAAAGUCAAGCCACUCACACCAGAAACAAUCCACAUCACAUGGACUGCAGCGCAACCAGCCCCAUCGUUCCGACUUUCCUGGUUGCGACUGGGUACAAGUCCUGCCAUGGGCGACAUUACAGAGACAUUAGUUCCCGGUGAUCGCAGAGAGUAUCUACUCACUCAGCUGCACCCACAGUCCAGUUAUAUCAUCUGUAUAGUACCCCUUUUCGUAAACGAGGGCAAAAGCUCUUCCCUUUCCUCAACAAACUUGAACAAGGACCAUGAGCACCCAGCGUGUGCCAAGACUGAGACAUCAGAUCUCACAAGACAGUCAGAUCAGGAUGGGACAGAUCAGGGAACAGACCAGUUUGCAGCCCUUCCAGUAGCUGGGAUUAUUGGGGGUGCCACAGCACUGGUCUCGCUGCUCCUAAUUUUUGGCAUCUUUUGUUGGUAUGGCCAUCGGGUGGGGUACCUGGCAGCCAGCGAACAGUCCAUGUAUGGGAGGGGAGAUGUAGUCAACAGUCGUGCCAGUGGCAAACAUUAUGAUGACUAUGCUGAGUCGGGCACGAUAAAGGACACCUCAAUCUUAGAAAUCAGGGGUCCUGGUUUCCAGAUGACACCAAUGGCAGCGCACCAGCCGCUGCAGCCCAAGGCUAAAUGUGAGGACAUGACCUACAUUCACACCAUCUUUCCAUCAAACAACACGACUCUCUACAGGAGCACCCAAAACCACACAGCCAAUUCAGGUUAUGGGACCAACCGUGGGUACAGGGAGAGAGGUAUACCAGAUAUAGAUUACACAUACACGUGAUAGCCACUUACCCUCACCACCUCUCCCUGUUCCCUUUUACAGAUGUGUCUGUUACUGGGGGCAGCCCUUGGAUCCAAAGUAGGAGUGUGCCGGCAAUGUCUUCGUUUGUUUGAUAUACAGAUACAUACUCAGUCCUUGAUCCAAUAGUUAGUCGAAUUCAAAUCCGAGAACAUGAGAAGUUGAUCAUAGUGAUUCAGCCCACAUUAUUUUUUAAAUCUAUUGAUUUAAUUUUUAGAUAUAUAUUGCUAAUGAAGAAUAUUUCCACUCUUAAACAUUGCCUAGAGCUGCAAAACCAGAGAUGAACAGUUAAAUUGGCCCUGCUCCUUCUGUUUUUUUCCCAGCUGAUGUUAAUUCAUCCGCAUUCAUUUAAGGAGCCGCAUGUAUAACUAUUUACUGAAACAGUUGUUCUGUUGCCCAGCAACAGCUCGACUGAAGCAUAAGGUAAAAUUUGGCAAGCAUACUGCAAAAACUGAUUUUCAAUAAUGCAUUAAGGUCAGAUUGUAUGCUUUAAAGAAGAAUGAACCCAACACUUUUUCACUCUUAUCUCUCAAACUGUCUCAUGACUCAUGCGUCACACAUUUUACAAUAUGCAUAGAAUUUUGUAAAGACUGAUUGAAGCCUGGAUCUCUAAGAAGGACACAUUUCAGCCCCCUCUAAAGAUGUCUUUUGUAUGUUUGAGAUGUCUCAGCAUCUAUUACCGUUCUUUAUUCUGAGAUCGCCAUUAACUCGUCUUUGAACUGUGCUCGGCACACUCCUAUUCCAAAGCACCCUUUGUGCCUCCUUGACAAAUGUUUCCAAGUAAUCUGUUACUCAACAAAAAACUGGGGCUAGGACCACACUGAAUUUGCUAGUCAUGUCUACCAGAGUGACUGAAGUGCCAGAGAUAUCAGUCUUGGUAUUGACUGUAACCAAUAUUUCAAUGCUACGUUUUUGUUUGCAUUGCAGUUUCAACCAAGGUCUUUUUAUCCCUCUCCCCUUUUAAUAUAUCUCACUUUAAAUGGGUCUAGUGGCUAGCAUGACAGCGGUUAUGGGUUAAUAGAAGGUCAAAAUGUGUAUAGAUCUAGCUUUACUAUCUGUAUAGCUUUACUGUACUUUAUAUAAGCGCUAGCCAGAAUGAUUUCUCUCUCAAAUCUUGAGAACGUUGACUGCAACAAAACAGGGUUGGGGGAGUCAUAUUCCAUUCCUGAUCCAAGAUUCUAGGUUUCACCCCUCCCCCCUUCACUUUUUUCUUUAUUCUCUCAAUUUCUUUUGAGCGCAGCGAGAGGACUUUGUUCCCUGCCGGAGGAGCUGACAGGGGUGAUAACGGUUUCGACAGUGACAGAACUCAAAUUGCUUAUGGAGUUUCUUUCUGCAUAAUGAGAGACAAAGAGACAGACACAGAGAGCAGUCAACAACUGACAGAGGAAGAAGGGGAAGAGAUGUUUCCUGCUUAAAUAUCAGGCGUUCGUUAAGCAAGUACCCCACUUUGCAGGAAUACUAAUCACUUCUAAAAGGUUACCAUGGGGUGAUGGAAGUUGUUUGUUUUUAUUGUCAAUAACUAAUAAAUAUAUAGUGGAGCAACCGUUAUUUUGUGAUCUCACUGGAAGAGAGAACAUUCCAGAGAACAAAGGCACCUAAAGACAAUCAUAUCGGAAGGGCAUUUUCUAAGUGACAAUUAAACUGAAAGAGACAAGUGGACAGUGACAUAGUUUAAUAGGUCAGAGAGAGAGAGAGAGGGAGCUGACCAAAUGCAAGUUAUUGGGUAGCAGGGUUGUCAAAUCAGUUUGCUGAGCUGGACAUUGAGUUAAUAAACACCAACAACAAAGAAAUAAAUAAUUUUGGACGUUUGAGAAUAAAGCUUUAGGGCUUAAAUCUGCGUUCUUAUGGAGUAGAGAGUGACAUAUCAGGGAUAUACAGACUUAACACCGUAACACUGUGGAUCUCUACAUUGCAUUUAUAAAUGGUUUAAUAAACAGAGUUAGGUUAAAUGAAUGUGGUUCUAGGCAUUUUAGAAAAGCUUGGUCACUGGAGCAACAAUGAUGGCAUGGAGUACAAUUAAUGUGAUACAGGAGAAAAGAGGAUGGGGAGGGAUGAAAAGUAGAAUUUAGUGGUUUUAUUUCUAUCACAUUUCCUGGUUUCUCUUCAUUUAUCUGAAAUGUGAAAAUUGAAGACAAGUGACUGGCGUCUCUCGCACCCUUUAUCUUUGUUGCAUUUCUUCUAUUACAAAUAAAUCAAGCGUGGAAAAAAGUGUCUGUCUGGAAUGUCUGUGUACCAUUAAAAAGGAUCUGUGCCGACUCUCUGUAGUGAUGGGUCUCUUACAAGGACAUGGUACAGGAUAACACACUCAAAUACACUCACUCACUAUAAAGCCCCAAAAAAAGUAAUGGGAAAUUGUUGAGUGAAAUGUGAAAAUGUGUGUAAACUCUAUUGCAUUUGCAAGGAAAAGCUGUGGAAUCGAUCAGUGUGUGUGCAAUGAAGAAACCUCACUGGGAGAGGCAUGCAAGGCUGU